AUGGCUCCUGCUCUCUCGACAAACGAUUUGGCGCUCAUUGGUGUCGGCGUUGGUCUCACCACCGCUUUCAUCUUUCGCGAGCAAAUCUUUGGUGACAAGAAGAAGAGCGUUCCCACUACAGCCAAGAAAGCUGUGGCGGACCAGGGCGACCCCCGCGAUUUUGUUGCAAAAAUGAUUGCCAAUAAAAAACGCCUCGCAAUUUUCUACGGGUCCCAGACAGGCACUGCUGAAGAGUAUGCGAUCAGGAUUGCCAAAGAGGCCAAGUCCCGCUUCGGUCUUGGGUCCCUUGUAUGCGAUCUCGAAGAGUACGACUUCAACAAGCUCGACGCCCUCCCCGAAGGCUGUGCCGCCAUCUUUGUCAUGGCUACCUAUGGCGAGGGAGAGCCUACUGAUAAUGCGGUCGAAUUCAUGAACAACAUCAACGAAGACGACUUUGAGUUUUCCAAGGGCGAGCAUCGUCUCGAAGGACUCAAAUAUGUUGUAUUUGGUCUAGGGAACAAGACAUACGAGCACUAUAACAAAGUGGCACGAGAUGUCGACGAGAAGCUUACAACGCUCGGCGCUGAGCGUAUCGGCGAGCGCGGCGAAGGUGACGAUGACAAGAGCAUGGAAGAAGACUAUCUCGAAUGGAAGGAGAAGAUGUGGCCUGAAUUUGCGCGCGUUAUGGGCGUAGAGGAGGGCGCUGGUAGCGACAGUCCUGAUUUCAAAGUCACAGAAGUCGACACGCAUCCACCCGAAAAAGUUUACCUUGGUGAACUUUCCGCGCGUGCCUUGACCAAAACACGUGGUAUUCACGAUGCCAAAAAUCCUUACCCUGCACCAAUCCAAGGCAUCCGCGAAUUAUUCACAGUUGGUGGAGAAAGAAACUGCAUACACGCCGAAUUUAAUAUCGAAGGUUCCGGUAUCACUUACCAGCAUGGCGACCACGUCGGACUCUGGCCGUCCAACGCGGAUGUGGAAGUUGAUCGUUUGCUCUUCUCCCUCGGCCUCGGGGCGCCUGACCGCCGGACCGCGGUGAUCGAUAUUGAGUCAUUGGAUCCACAGCUCGCAAAGGUCCCCUUCCCCGUCCCCACAACUUACGAAACCGUGCUGAGGCAUUACAUCGACAUUUCAUCCGUUGCUAGCCGUCAGACCCUCGGUGCCCUCGCCAAGUACGCUCCUACGCCCGAGGCCGGUGCUGCCCUUGCUGCACUCGCUACUGACAAGGUUCAGUAUGGUGCCAUUGUUGCCGGUGGAUGCCUCAAGCUGGCCGAAGUUCUCCAACUCGUGACCGGAAACCCAAUCAAUUCGAAGCCAACUGGAGAGAACACCACGGCCUGGAAUAUUCCAUUUGACGUCAUCGUCAGUGCCAUUCCUCGCCUCCAGCCACGGUACUACUCGAUCUCGUCAUCGCCCAAGCUCCACCCGACAUCGAUCCAUGUUACUUGCGUCGUGCUCAAGUACGAGAGCGAAGCUUCGGAACGCGCGCCCUCCAAGUGGGUGUUUGGUGUCGGCUCCAACUAUUUGCUCAAUUUAAAGAUGGCGGCUCAUGGCGAACAAGCGCCACUGUUGUCCGAGGGCGGCGUAGAGAGCGUCACUAACCCGAUCUACGCGAUCUCCGGCCCUAGGUCAUCUUACCAGGGCGAAACCGGCUACAAGGCCCCUGUCCACGUCCGCCGAUCAACGUUCAGGCUCCCGACCAACCCCAAGACUCCAGUCAUCAUGAUCGGCCCCGGCACCGGUGUUGCUCCUUUCCGCGGCUUUGUCCAGGAGCGUGUCGCGCUUGCCCGCAAGGCGAUCGAGAAGAACGGCGAGGAUGCUCUUGCCGACUGGGGACAGAUUUCGCUCUACUAUGGCUGCCGUGACGAGAACGAGGACUUCUUGUACAAGGAUGAAUGGCCCGAGUAUCAGUCUGAGCUCAAGGGCAAGUUCACCAUGCGCAAUGCAUUCUCGCGAAGUGGUGCUCGCAAGCCAGACGGCAGCAAGAUUUAUGUCCAGGAUUUGCUCUGGGAGGAUCGUGCUGCGGUUUCGGAGGCGAUCAACGAGAAACGUGGAUACGUCUACAUUUGUGGUGAUGCGAAGAACAUGAGCAAGGCUGUCGAGGACAUCUUGAUCAAGAUCUUUAACGAGGCUGGCAAGAAUGGAACUGAGGAGCUCAAGACGAUGAAGGAGCGCUCGAGGUUGUUGUUGGAUGUCUGGUCAUAG
This is a messenger RNA of Rhizoctonia solani, 2184 nucleotides long. Its product is annotated as NADPH-ferrihemoprotein reductase. The record is from RefSeq and is a predicted model, not a curated record. Gene Ontology annotation, cellular component: cytosol. Lineage: Eukaryota; Fungi; Basidiomycota; Agaricomycetes; Cantharellales; Ceratobasidiaceae. Gene Ontology annotation, molecular function: FMN binding; flavin adenine dinucleotide binding; NADPH-hemoprotein reductase activity. Bases 1 to 2184 code for a protein of 727 amino acids. The transcript has 3 exons.